AUGGCUUUCAUCCCUGCGAACCGGGCCAGUCAUUACCGACCAUCGUUGAAAGCUGGUUCUAUUGUCAGAUUGGACCGAUUUGAAGUUGCACGGGUUGCACACAUGUACAAGGUCAAGGAACAUCAGUUCUUGAUCCGUUUCCUACCGUCUACACGCCUUGAUGUUGUUGGUGAAAUCCGCUCUGUCCAGGGCUCUGAUCUGAGCACCGAAUCUGCCACCACCAGAUUUGUGGUUCGCUUCUUGAUUGAACCGAAUGUAACUGUGUACCUAACUUUGUGGGAUGAAGCUGCAUCGACCUUCAGGGGCCUCUUGAAACCAGGGGAUAAAUCCAAGGCUGUAAUGUUGGUAACCACUGUUAAUCCAAAACUCUUUGGAGGUUAG
Molecule: messenger RNA, 381 nt
Organism: Eruca vesicaria subsp. sativa (arugula)
Lineage: Eukaryota; Viridiplantae; Streptophyta; Magnoliopsida; Brassicales; Brassicaceae
Source: the annotation of a GenBank genome assembly